AGUUAUCUGUUUUUUAGCUAGUAUCUCGUAAUAUCUAAUGCUUUGUCGGUGUUGUGGAGGAUCUCUAAUAAUAUAAUUGAAUUGAUUUCAACAAACUUUGUACUUCCUCUUGUUAACCCAACCUCCCAGCGCACCACAUAUUCAAAUCGCACUCGAUCCCAUGCAACCAACCCACGUCUACGUCCACACCAAUGUCAGACGACGACGACGGUUACCAACGAACAGCCCCACCGCCUCCGCGGGAUAAACGCAUCCCCUAUGAUGAGGAUGUAGCACGUUCACGACGCCAACGUCUAGACUACGACGACCGACCCCGUCGGCGCCGGUCAUCCACCCGCUCCCGCUCGCGCUCACGAUCACGGUCGCGGUCGAUAUCACCUCGUCGCAGGCACGGUCGACGCAGAACAUAUUCCUACAGCGACAACUCGGACGAGUAUGAGUAUGACAGCGACCGGCGGCAGCGCGGGCGAAGGCGCGGCGGGGCAGACGGUGGGGGGAUUGCGGCGCCGGCGGUGGAUGCGGUUGUGAGGGGGUUUCCGGGGGAUUAUAACCAGGAUGAUUUGUUGGAGGAUGUUCGAGCUUGUGGAGGGAAUCCCAUCAAAGCGACAAUCAUCUACGAUCGCAAGACCAAGCGAAGCAGAGGCUUCGGCUUCCUCAAAUUUGCAAAUUUAAAGGACGCAAAAUCGUUCGUCGAGCGCGCGUACCCCGAGAUCAACGUUCCCGGCUCGCGCACGCGGUUGCGCGUGAAUUAUUCGAAAGCGGAGGAGGAUAGUGAGUGGGUUUGUCUGUCUUGUAAUGAGAUGAACUUUGCGAGACGGGUGGAGUGCUUCAAAUGUGGUUCCAGACGAGACACGAACAGCAAACCCAAGAAAUCAAAACCCAAUAACGGCUCAAACGACAUCUCCGAAAUCCCCUCGCAAUUCCUCCUCCUCCGCAACCUCCCCCCGCACGUCACCGAAACCGCACUCGCAUCCGCCCUCGCCUCAAGCCCCUCUGUCCCUUCCAAACCCUCCUACCGCCGCAUCCUGCUCGCGCGCGACCGCGUCUCGCGCGCGUCAGUAGGGUUCGCGUUCGUGGAGUUUGCGGCCGCGGCGGAGUGUAAGCUUGUCAAGCAGCAUAUCGCGAAAGCGGUCGCUCGGGAGGGGGGGGAGGGAGGGAAGUUGGGGUUGUGUGGCGGGGAGGUGGAGGUUGAUUUUAUUCAUCCGGGGGUGUUUGUCCCGGUGUAUAACGCACCUAAGCGAGGCCGGCGCGCGAACACCGCAGACGAUGACGAUAAUGACAACGAGGAAGACGAGCGCGAUGUUGACGAACGCGAGCAGUUUUCGUUUUUGGCGGCGAAUGGACAGACGAGGAUGUCAUACUGGGACGAGCAGUUAUACGUGGGCAUCUACGUCGCGCCCGAGGCGCAGCAAGACGACGUGUCUGCCUUUUUCGCCAGUCUGGGCGGCGCGGAGAAUACGGAGGAGACUCCCGGCGAAGGAGGAGGGGAAGGAGCGGGGAAGACCGCGAAGCGGAAGAAGGUAAAGUCGGAACUAGCGACCACGACCAAGAAAAUGACCCCCCAACUCCAAAAAUGGCAGCUCAAGCAAAAAGAACUCCACGGCUCCUCCUCCUCCUCCACCACCACCACCUCAGAUCAAAGCAGCACCUACCACCAAGAAUCCUUCGCCGACCCAACCCGUCCCGCAUGCCUUCUCUGCCGGCGCAAAUUCCCCGCAUCAGACCAAGUCAACAGACACGAGCGGCUGUCGGCGCUACACAAGCAUAUGCUCGGACAGGCAGCGGAGUAUGGAGAUGGCGAGGAGGCAGGCGGCGGGGGCGGCGGCGGGAAGGACGGGGGGUAUAGGGAUCGCGCGAGGGAGAGACGGGUGGCGCUGGAUCAGCCUGCGAAGGUGCCUUCUGCUGGUGCUCCUUCUUCUUCUUCUUUGAAGGCAACGAAAGAGAAUCAAGAUCCAGCAGCACCCACCACCACUGAUCCCACACUCACCCCCACCCCCACUCCCACCACCGCCGCCGCCGCCGCCGCCUCUGAUGAAGAUGAAGAUGACGACGACGACAUGUUCGCAAUCAGCAAAGGCAGCAAAAUGCUCUCCAAAAUGGGCUGGACCACCGGCUCCGGUCUCGGCGCGACGGGAUCCGGCAUUGCCCAACCGAUCACGCCCGAGAUGUAUGCGCAGGGCGCAGGACUCGGCGCCGAGCAUGCGAAGAUCGAUCCAAAGAGCGCGGGGGCGAGUGUGGAGGAGUCGGUUGCGGAGAGGGCGAGGAAGGUUGCGAGGGAGAGGUUUGAGAGCGGGGUGUAGGAUUUUUAUUACUAGUUUUGGCAGUGUAAUGUAAAUAACAGAGAC
Molecule: messenger RNA, 2345 nt
Organism: Myxozyma melibiosi
Lineage: Eukaryota; Fungi; Ascomycota; Lipomycetes; Lipomycetales; Lipomycetaceae
Exons: 6
Coding region: 192-2300 (702 amino acids)
Biological process (GO): mRNA splicing, via spliceosome
Cellular component (GO): nucleus
Molecular function (GO): RNA binding
Source: RefSeq, a predicted model, not a curated record